Aspergillus nomiae NRRL 13137 is the source of this 1122-nucleotide messenger RNA. RefSeq lists its product as uncharacterized. The transcript is spliced from 2 exons. Lineage: Eukaryota; Fungi; Ascomycota; Eurotiomycetes; Eurotiales; Aspergillaceae. The coding region runs from base 1 to 1122 and encodes 373 amino acids. The record is from RefSeq and is a predicted model, not a curated record.
AUGGACACUACUAUAUAUGUAGACCAGACCGCUAGAGACUUCGAUGCUUACCUGACCCGAUUCCUUGCGAAUCCCGUCUGCCCCAGUGGUUGGGCCUCAGAGUAUAGCGCGAGCUUCAGUAGCUUUGCCACGCGAGACCUUAGCUCACCCGAGAAGCCCACAGACCAGGGUACGGUCCUCACGUAUCUGCUGCCUAUCAUGGCGGUAUGGAUUACCUCUCAAUUUCCGCGAGAAGACCUGAGCCGGAUCUGGACGAAUCGUACCACUGAGUACGGGUACGAAGAUGAGGCCGCCAAUAUCACUACCAUAGAAGAAGGCGUCUACGGCGCUAUGGACAGUUGGUCCGGAACUCCACUAUAUAGUCCUAACCCCUUGUUGGUUCAAACGCUUUGCAACAUUGCCGAGUACUCGAAAGGGAUACAAAGACUGGUCGCUGCUACUGACGUCCUCUGCUUGGAUGGGGAUUAUGAGUCGACCAGUUCAUCAGCUCUUUCCACACAAGCUGUGACUGUGUUAAGCAUGGACGAUCAUUCUGCUAAUGGUAACCAGCCAACAAUCUCAUUGAUUAUCAAUGGUAUUCUGAACGGUGAACUGAGCCUUCACUAUUUGAGGUGGAUUAAUGCUCGAGGCCGCCAGGUGGUCCUUGAGAUAGCCUUCUGGAUCGGAAGUACACCAGGAGUCACUCCUACCGACGAGAUCCGGAACCGCUAUCGCGAUAGAAGCCACACGCACCGCACUGACCGCUGGAUCGUUUUCCAUCUCCAUAUACAACUCAUUGAACGGACUUUUCCAGGAGUCACUAUAUUGGAUGUCUAUCAUAGCCAGACCAUCACACGGCCUUCGGUCGUCACUCGCGGUCGCCGAGCUGAUUUCCGGGCCCAAUAUCAAUACACAGGCUCGUAUGCCAGAGGGAGCUUCAAUAACGGCGACCUGCAGAAUUAUAAUGCUCGCAGUGACGCCAUCGCCCGUCCUAUCAAUGGCAAUCGACGGUGGUAUAUAGGUGUGGACCGGGCAGAUGCUAUUCGAGACCUCGAGGCAGGCACCUCGUUACCCACUGGUUAUGCCGAGUUACUGAAUAGUUUUGUAAGAGCUCUCCCUCUCUCUAUCUCGUUGACCAGUUAA